Messenger RNA from Bactrocera oleae (olive fruit fly), 1392 nucleotides. RefSeq names its product smooth septate junction protein snakeskin (gene Ssk). Gene Ontology annotation, cellular component: plasma membrane. Gene Ontology annotation, biological process: septate junction assembly. The record is from RefSeq and is a predicted model, not a curated record. NCBI's taxonomy places the organism in Eukaryota, Metazoa, Arthropoda, Insecta, Diptera, Tephritidae.
ACAGAGAGACUGUUGAAUCGACGUAUAAUCGGGCCAUAAAUAUGUAAUAUAUAUUGCUUAAAUAAUAUAAUAUAACGACCUUAAACUGAAAUCAUCACAGUUCAAAUUGGCAGAAUAAAUACUCGUGCAAGAAAACGAAGAAAACACUUAUCUCAUUCAAGUAUUUUUUAUUCAAGUAAACAAGACAAUGUUUACACAAAACGCAAUGAAAUAUUAUUUCACAAUCACAUUAACAAAUGUAUUGCCUAUCUCGAUAUUUUCUGUUACCUCUUUACUCUAACAUUCCAUAUAUUGUUAUCUUAUCAGGACAGUUGCAAAAGCUUCAAGUAAAUAUCGUUUAGUGUGUGGGACUACACAUUAGAGCACGCUGUUGUGUAUACGUGCUAUCGAAUUACAAUUUAGUCAACGAACAACGGCAAAACGAAAUCGAACGCAUAUUAAGAAUUUGGCUCUUACUUAAUUAAUAAAAGUACCUCUACAUAAAGUCUUUUUGCAGCUUUUAUAUUUAAUUUAUUAACAAAUUUUUGAAAAGUGAAAAGCAAUUAAUAGGUAAAAGAUGGUGUCUGUGGAAACGAUUGGAUCGAUGUUUAUCAAGACACUGAAAUUGACGAUCAACAUUAUUAUUCUUAUCCUUUACUGUAUUGGAGAUGAGGGAAUUUUUUUGGGCGUAAGUGGAACAUGGAAUUUAAAUGAAGAGAAGAGCCCUUCACCGGAAAUCGUAGCCUCUGGUAUAUUUGUAGGGUUUCUAAUCUAUACCACUGUGCACACAGUGGCCUUCUUCUUCGGCACCACCAAACAUAAACGUGAGUUGACAGACACACUGAUGAAUAUGGUCGGAACAGCCAUGUGGAUUGCCAUUGGCGGCGUGGCUUUACAUUAUUGGGGCGGCUAUAUGUCUGAUCAGGACUUUCUCUAUGUAAAUGCUGAGCGUCAAACGGGCAUCGCAAUGGGUGCUCUGUGUGUAAUUGAAGGUGCUCUUUAUUUAUUGGACACUGUAUUAGCUUGCAUACACUAUUCCAAGGCUGAGGAUAUUGAAUACACAGGAGUUGGACAUUAGUCGAAAAAGUUUAUCAGCAUUGUACAACAAAACCUUUACAUUUCAUAAUCAAAUAGUUACUGUAGUGCAAAUUAAUUUUACAAAAAUUCAGCAAAACAUUUAUUGAAAACGAAUUCUAUUAAGUGAGAACAAGCGCAAAUAGCUAGCAUUACCAUUAGCUUUAAUAAAAUUAUUUAAUUUUGAAUAAAAAAAAUAUGUAUGGCAGUCUCAGGGACAAAUGAAAAAAUAUUAAAUAUAAUUACUUUCAAAUACCUUUUUAGGUUUAUCGAUGUAUUUUACACAGUUUUUAUAUACUGUCUAAUAAAUGAGCACAUCGCUCUACGAUCACCCCAGAA